UAUUUCUCCUGUCACAACGUUGAGGGGCAUAAGCGACUGUCGAGUGGGCUGUGGAUUAAUCCAGUGAAGACACAGGGAGUGUGAUUGGAAUGGCUUCUCAGAGGGUGAAUGCCUGAGACGGAGGACUGGGUUGGCGCCGAUACCGAGAGAACCAAUCCUUUCUCUAAUGAUGCAGGGAGAGGACAGAAAGAAAAGGAAGCAGAGUUUGAAUUCCCGAGGAGUGACAGACGAAUAUUGUCUUAGAGAGAGACCAAAAGAAGAUCCAGCAAAGAUGAAGAAUAAAGUGUCCACAUCACAAGCGGUAAACAAUAAGAAGAAGCCAUGGUCGUGGGACCAUUAUUUGGAUGAGGAGAGAGCUAUGGCAGCCCCUCUCAGACUGUUUACUGAGUACCAGUCUUUCCCUCAGGGUCGGAAUGGCUUUAAAGUGGGUAUGAGACUGGAAGGAAUCGACCCACUGCAUCCUUCCAUGUUCUGCGUGCUCUCUGUGGCUGAGGUGAUUGGGUUCCGGAUGCGUCUGCACAUUGAUGGUUAUUCGGAAUGUUAUGAUUUCUGGGUAAACGCUGAUUCCCCUGAUAUCAGGCCGGCAGGAUGGUGUGAGGCAACAGGACGCAAACUGUACCCUCCAAAAGGUUACAAGGCAAAUGAGUUUAACUGGGAGAAAUACCUGGAGGCUUGCAGUGCUCAGGCCGCACCAAAGAAUCUGUUUAAAUCCCAAAACAGUACCACAACCACCUCGAAAUUCAGAGUAGGAAUGAAACUGGAGGCGGUGGACAGAAAGAACCCCUGUCUGGUGUGUGUGGCUACAGUCGCAGACAUCGUGGAUAAUCGCUUCCUCGUUCACUUUGACAACUGGGACGACACAUACGACUACUGGUGUGAUGCCAGUAGCCCCCAUAUACACCCUGUGGGAUGGUGCCAGGACCAUGGACGACCUCUCACAGCGCCUCAGGGACACCCAAAUCCAGAACAUUUUGUAUGGGAGGAGUACUUGGAAGACAAUGGUGCAUCUGCUGUUCCAAGCCAAGCCUUUUGUAUGAGAGCCCCACACGGUUUCCAGGUGAAUAUGAAAUUGGAGGCAGUGGACCGGAGGAACCCCAUGCUGAUUCGAGUGGCCACUGUAGUUGACACUGAAGACUACAGAGUGAAGGUGCAUUUCGAUGGCUGGCAUGAGAAAUUUGAUUUCUGGGUGGAUUCAGACUGGUCGGACCUUCACCCUGUGGGCUGGUGCUCCAGGACAGGGCAUCCUCUGGAACCACCACUCACACAUGUAGGACUGUCCGACCUCAAGAGCUCCGUCACCCAGGGCGUGUGCCCCACCCCAGGCUGCAGGGGGGUCGGCCACAUCAAAGGGGCGAAAUAUACAGGACACCACAGUGCCUUUGGUUGUCCCUACUCAGACAUUAACAUGAAGAAGGAGGCCGUUCUUCCGGACAGACUGGGAGGAGAGAAGCAGAUCACCUUUGUCCCCGUACACUUUGUCCAGAAGACCAAGCGGCUUUGCGCUGAGGAUGAGGAGGAGCUGAAGGAGGAAGAUGACAGCCACAUGGAGACCAGGGCUGUGCUGUCCACAUACGAAGGCACCGGCCGUUUGAGGGGACGGCACAUGUCCAGCCCCCGACCCCCCACCCACGCUAUGGUCAAGAGGGAGCACAAAGACGACACUUCUGCUCAGGGACAAAAAAUGCUUUCACCCCUCGGGAAAAGAGGCCGGGUGCCCAACAGACUUGCCCAGUCAACAAAAUAUCUAAGAAUCAAGGAUGAAGAGGAGGAGAUUGACUUGAACAGUGUGAUCACAGAGCGUAAUGUGGACAGUCUCCAGCAAGCCCUGCAUCAGUCCGUCUUCCUGUCAGCCAUGUCUGCCCAUCCCAGCAGGGAUUUGCCGCUAUGCUGGGAGCAGCACUGUAAGCUCCUGCCCGGGGUGGCCGGGGUGCAGGCUAGCCGCGUGGCCCACUGGACCGUGGAGGAGGUAGCCGACUUCAUCCACUCUCUGCCGGGAUGCGAGGAGCAGGCCAAGCAGUUCAGAGAAGAGCAAAUUGAUGGGAAAGCGUUCUUACUGCUGACUCAGAGGGACAUCGUGAAGAUCAUGAGUGUUAAACUGGGCCCCGCCCUCAAGAUCUACAACUCCAUCCUGAUGUUCAAACAUGCCGAGGACAAACAGACCACAAGCCAAGAUGCCAACACUUGAAGCCCUGCCCGGUUCUCUUGGCUCCGCCCCUGACCCUGCCCUUUCCCCUCCCUCCCUUUCAAGGUGUAUGUGAAACACAUAUAGCUACUGUAUCGAUGCAUUCCAAGGCCUCCCGAACCCUGCCCCGUGCCCCGCCCCGGCAGGCCCCCUCCUUUGACAAACAGGUACUCCGAUCUAAGGCUCAGAGACUUUUGGUCCACAUGUCUUUCAGGUUCCAGCAUCCCCCCUCCUCAGGCACAGCUCCCAGUUUGCCUUUCAGAACAUCUCUACGUAUUGUAGAGCUGAAGGUCAACUCACUCGCUCACAAACGAAAGCAGCUCCGUUUUCUACUCCCAGUGAUGCUGUACCCACUCAGAUACAUCAGAAACACAAACACCAAACAAAAACAGUCGGCUGGGUGGGAUUCUUUGUUUUUUUUGUUUUGUUUUUGUUUUUUAUGGGUCACGGUGCUAUUUGUAUUGAAAAUACGAGCAUACCAACAGCAUACUGUGUAGACCCCAGUCUACGGAACAGCAUCUGAGCUCACCUGUUGACUGGGACAUGCCAUUCUGCUUGGUCAACCCUGAUUUUAUGCUAUUUUGUAUAAACGUUGUAUAAUUUCACUGU
Messenger RNA from Chanos chanos (milkfish), 2791 nucleotides. RefSeq names its product L3MBTL histone methyl-lysine binding protein 4 (gene l3mbtl4). The transcript is spliced from 20 exons. The record is from RefSeq and is a predicted model, not a curated record. Gene Ontology annotation, molecular function: histone binding; zinc ion binding; chromatin binding. Bases 167 to 2185 code for a protein of 672 amino acids. NCBI's taxonomy places the organism in Eukaryota, Metazoa, Chordata, Actinopteri, Gonorynchiformes, Chanidae. Gene Ontology annotation, biological process: negative regulation of DNA-templated transcription. Gene Ontology annotation, cellular component: nucleus.